Carassius carassius (crucian carp) is the source of this 2970-nucleotide messenger RNA. RefSeq names its product disintegrin and metalloproteinase domain-containing protein 17-like. Lineage: Eukaryota; Metazoa; Chordata; Actinopteri; Cypriniformes; Cyprinidae. The record is from RefSeq and is a predicted model, not a curated record. Gene Ontology annotation, cellular component: plasma membrane. Bases 253 to 2781 code for a protein of 842 amino acids. The transcript is spliced from 19 exons. Gene Ontology annotation, molecular function: metalloendopeptidase activity. Gene Ontology annotation, biological process: Notch signaling pathway; membrane protein ectodomain proteolysis.
GUUCAGCAAAUGUGGAGCAGCCAGUGAGAGAGCAGCUCAACGCUGUGGCGGUUUGCGGUCUACUGUCUCGUAUUUAUGUACAUUUAGCGGGAUCCUCUCUUGUCAGUUUUGUUAUUUAAAGCCCUCUGUUAUAGUCGUGUUUAAUAAGCGGUCCUGAAUGUUGGUAAAUAAAGGACAAUAACAGUUAUCUGUUGACAGCGGACUUCACAUCCAGACAUGGUGCUUUGACAGAAGUCAUGCUUCAUCGCCAGUAUGGAAACUUUGAUGUUUUAUUUAGUACUUUUAACUCCACUUUCUAUCCAUUGUGCGGUGAAACCAGCAUCUGUUGAAGAGGACCUGAGAAAUCAGGAAGAGGUACAAGAGUUUGAUGCACUCCGCUCCAUACUGUCAGACUUUGAUGUGGUGCCUGCAUCAGAUCUCCAGCUUCAUUCGGUCGGGAAGAGGGACGUUGAUGCCCGAUCACUUGUGGAGCGGCUGGUCAGCUUCACAGCACUCCAGAGGCACUUCAAGCUGUACUUGACAACCAACACAGAACUUUUCUCUGAAAACUUCAAGGCUGUAUUCUUAGACAAGAAUGGAAAAGAGCACCAAUAUGACAUUCAUUUACAGAAUUACUAUAAAGGACACUUAGUGGGAGAGGAGCACUCGCGUGUGCAGGCACACAUUGAUGGGGAAGAGUUUUCAGCCCACAUUCUUACUGAAGAGGCUGAAUAUAAUGUAGAGCCCUUGUGGCGGUUUACAGAGUCACACCCUGAUGGCCGUUUGCUGGUGUAUCGUUCAGAGGACAUUAAAAACAUCAGUCGACUGUUCUCAUCCAAAGUGUGUGGAUAUGUGAACGCUGAUGCCCAGGAGCUCCUGCCUGCAAGAGCAGUGGGACAGACAGAACAGGAGGAGGAGCCUCACAAAAUAGAGAGAAGAUCUACACACGACCACAAGAAGAACACCUGUCCUCUGCUUCUAGUGGCAGAUUAUCGCUUCUACAAGCACAUGGGCCGUGGAGAGGAGAGCACAACCCUCAACUACUUGAUUGAGCUGAUCGACAGAGUGGAUGAUAUAUACAGAAACACAUCCUGGGAUGAUGAUUUCAAAGGCUACGGUGUGCAGAUUAAGCAGAUAAUCAUAAACAAGGAGCCAACAAAAGUUGCCCCAGGAGAGAUUCACUACAACAUGGACGGCAGCCCAUUAGGAAGAAAGGACGGUGUGUGGGAUGUGAAGAAACUCUUGGAACAAUUCAGUUACGACAUCUCAGACAAUGCCUCUGCUGUUUGCCUUGCCCAUCUCUUCACCUAUCAGGACUUUGAUGAUGGCACUCUGGGUCUAGCAUACGUGGCCCCUUCCAAACAGGGAUUGGGAGGACUCUGCCCUAAGCCCUACUAUCCAUCAAAAACCGCCAGGAAACCCAGCUACCUAAACACAGGCUUGACGAGCACCAUGAAUUAUGGGAAAACUAUUCUGACUAAGGAAGCAGAUCUUGUAACAACUCAUGAACUCGGGCACAACUUUGGAGCAGAACAUGAUCCAGACAAUAUAGUUGCCUGUGCACCCAGCGAUGAUCAGGGCGGCAAAUAUGUUAUGUACCCUAUUGCGGUCAGCGGAGAUCACGUGAACAACAAGCGCUUCUCCAACUGUAGCAAGUUCUCAGUCAGUAAGACAUUAAAGGUUAAGGCCCAUCAGUGCUUUAAGGUGAGGAGCAGUAAGCUGUGUGGGAACUCCCGUGUGGAGAAGGAUGAAGACUGUGACCCUGGACUCCUUCAUCUCAAUGAUGACCCCUGCUGCACAGCUAAGUGCAAAUUCAGGAAGUGGGCACAAUGCAGUGACAGGAACAGCCCCUGCUGCAAGGACUGUAGGUUUGAAAGUGCAAAUAAGACCUGUCAGGAGACCAUCACUGCCACCUGCAAGGGCACGUCAAAGUGCACAGGCAACAGCAGUGAGUGCCCCAGCCCUGGAAACCUGGUUGAUAAUACAGAGUGUGUGGAUAAGGGCCAAUGUCAGAAGGGCAAGUGCAAGCCUUUCUGUGAGGCUAUGCAUAAUCUUGAGUCCUGUGCCUGCAAUGAGACUGAGAACUCUUGUAAAGUGUGCUGUAGAGGCAGUAGUGGGCUGUGCACUCCCUUCGUCAGUAAUGGGUCAUAUCUUUACCUGCGCAAGGGCAAACCCUGUACCGUGGGCUUCUGUGACGGGGCCGGUAAAUGCAUGAAGCAUGUCCAAGAUGUCAUCGAACGUUUAUGGGACUUCAUAGACAAACUGGACAUCAACACAUUUGGGAAGUUCUUGGCUGACAACAUAGUUGGAUCAGUGGUGGUCUUCUCUCUCGUGUUCUGGAUUCCCCUAAGCAUACUGGUGCACUGUGUGGACAAGAAAAUGGAUCAGCAAUAUGAAGAAAACUCCAAAACCAUGAUGAACCCCAGUAACGCAGAAAUGCUGAGCAGUGUGGGAUCAGCACCCAUCCGCAUUGUGAAGGGCCAUCAUCUGCAUUCAGCAGCAGCACGACCUCAGCCCUUACUGGCCCCCACAGGUCCCGCCGUCUCACCGACACAGGAGACACUCUGCAGCCCAGGCCCUGCCAACCUCUCCACCGCACUCAAAGCAGAUCUGCUGCAAAUGGACACAAUCGAGGAGGACCCCAGCAUAGACUCUCACCUGGACGAGGAGGAAGGCUUCCGUCAAAGCAGUACAGCUGCCAGGUCCUUUGAGGACCUCACCGGACAGUCAACGCCAUACCACGGGGACAAGAGACGGCUGACGAGACAGGCGCGCAUUGACAGUAAGGAGACGGUGUGCUGAGGACACUGGCAUAAGAUCGCUUGAUUGAGACAUGAGCUGUGAAGUUUACGGUGCAAUCAGGCUUCAUUUUAUUGGUGCGUUUAAAAUUCUGUGACGUGUAAACUGUUGACACAUUUCAGUUGGUACUUAGGAAUUUUGUAGCAUUCUUGUAAUGCACAAUUAUAGUUGUUAAAAUAGAGUGUUCCUUUA